AUGUCUUUCGCAAACAAGGAAAAGCCAGAUGUCUUGGUGUUGUUCGAUGUUGACGGCACUUUGACCCCAGCAAGAUUGACCAUCUCUGAUGAGAUGAAGGCCACUUUGGAAGCCUUGAGAAAGAAGGUUGUCAUUGGUUUCGUUGGUGGUUCUGAUCUCUCCAAGCAAGUCGAACAGCUCGGUGCUACCGUUCUUUCCGACUUCGACUACUGCUUUUCCGAAAACGGUUUGACUGCCUACAAGCUCGGCCAGGAGCUUGCCUCGCAGUCUUUCAUCAACUGGAUUGGUGAAGAAAAAUACAACAAGCUUGUCAAGUUCAUCUUGCGUUACUUGUCUGAUAUUGAUCUUCCAAUCAGAAGAGGAACUUUCAUUGAGUUCAGAAACGGUAUGAUCAAUGUUUCUCCUAUUGGAAGAAACGCUUCCACCCAAGAGCGUAAUGACUACGAAGUCUUCGACAAGGAGAACAGAGUCAGAGAAAAGCUCGUUAAUGCCUUGAAGGAACAAUUCCCAGACUACGGCUUGACUUACUCUAUUGGUGGCCAAAUCUCUUUUGACGUUUUCCCUACUGGAUGGGACAAGACUUACUGCUUGCAACACGUGGCUGACGAAAACUUCAAGGAAAUCCACUUCUUUGGCGACAAGUCGUACAAGGGUGGAAACGAUUACGAAAUCUACGAAGACCCAAGAACCAUCGGCCACGCUGUCAACUCUCCAGCUGAUACCAUUAGAAUCUUGAAGGAAUUGUUUGACUUGUAA
Clavispora lusitaniae ATCC 42720 is the source of this 756-nucleotide messenger RNA. RefSeq names its product phosphomannomutase (gene PMM1). Gene Ontology annotation, molecular function: phosphomannomutase activity. Gene Ontology annotation, cellular component: cytosol. NCBI's taxonomy places the organism in Eukaryota, Fungi, Ascomycota, Pichiomycetes, Serinales, Metschnikowiaceae. Gene Ontology annotation, biological process: mannose metabolic process; protein N-linked glycosylation; GDP-mannose biosynthetic process. The record is from RefSeq and is a predicted model, not a curated record.